AUGGGGGUCGUGCCCCUGCCCGCGCUGCUGCUCCUGCUGCUGAGCGGCCUGGCCCCCGGUGGCGCCGCCCUGCGCCUGCUGGUCCCCCCGGAGCCCGUGUGCGCUCAGCAGGGACUGGAAUGCGUCGUCGAGAACAGUACCUGCCUUGAUGACAGCUGGAUCCGCCUCGAAAACCUGACUCCCUCGCCCCCCAAGAACAUCCAGGUCCACCUGCACUUGGCCCAGACCCAGCAUGGAGAGCUGCUCCCCGUGCUUCACAUCGAGUGGAUGCUGAAGGGAGACUCCAGCUUCCAGGUCCUGAAGGGCGCAGAGUUGUCUCUCCUGCAGCUGAACACCAAUGAGCGUUUGUGUGUCAAGUUCAAGUUUCUGUCCAGACUGGAGCAUCCUGCGGUAAGUGGGGAAGAAUGGCGCUUUAACUUCAGUCACUUUGUGGUAGAACCUGGCCAGAAGUAUGAGGUGACUGUUAACCACCUGCCCAAAUCCAGCUCUGACGGGGACCCGAACCACGAGUCCAAGAGCUUCCUUGUGCCUGGCUGCAGGGACCCCAGCAUGAAGACCUCCACGCCCUGCGUGACCGCGGGCAGCCUGUGGGACCCCAACCUCACCGCGGAGCUGCUGGAGCCCCGCCAGCUGCGGGUGGGCUUCACCGUGUGGAACGAGUCUGCCCACUACCACGUCCUGCUUCACAGCUUUCCGAGCUCGGAGAACCGCAGCUGCCUCACGCACACCCUGGAUGUCCCUGCGCCCCCAGAGGAGGAUUUCCACCAGCAGAUCAACGUCAUGCUCAGCUUGCCCGAUAGCUGGUGCUGCCGCCACCACGUGCAGCUCCAGCCCUUCUUCAGCAGCUGUCUGAACGACUGCCUCCGAUACUCGGUGACUCUGCCCUGCCCUGCCCUCCCAGACACAGCAGAGUCACUGCCCCUCUGGACGUACGGGCUCAUCACUGGCAUCGCCCUUCUGCUGGUGGCCUCGGUCAUUCUGUUGACCGUCUGCCUGGCAUGGAAGUUGGCUGGGUCGCACCACGGAAAGCCAGGUGACGCCAACAUGUCCACAGAUGUUCAGCCCCCUGCUGCCUUGACCCCACCACCCCUGAAGCCGAAGAAGGUCUGGAUUGUCUACUCAGCCGACCACCCCCUCUAUGUGGAUGUGGUCCUGAAGUUCGCGCAGUUCCUGCUCACUGUCUGCGGCACCGAAGUGGCUCUCGAUCUGCUGCAGGAGCAGGUCAUCUCCGAGGUGGGGGUCAUGACCUGGGUGGGCCGCCAGAAGCAGGAGAUGGUGGAGAGCGGCUCCAAGAUCAUUGUCCUGUGUUCCCGGGGAACCCGGGCCAAGUGGCAGGCCAUGCUGGGCUGGGAAGAGCCCUCUGUCCAGCUUCGCUGUGACCACUGCAAGCCUGCUGGGGACCUGUUCACAGCUGCCAUGAACAUGAUUCUCCCAGACUUCAAGAAGCCAGCCUGCUUUGGAACCUACAUCGUCUGCUACUUCAACUCCAUCAGCAGUGAGAGUGACAUCCCAGAUCUCUUCAACAUCACCUCCAGGUACCCACUCAUGGACAAGCUGGAGGAGGUCUACUUCCGGGUGCAGGACAUGGAGAUGUUCGGGCCUGGGCAGAUGCGCUGUGUCGGGGAGCUCACAGGGCAGAACUACCUGCAGAGCACCAGUGGCCUGCAACUGAAGGAGGCCGUGGAGAGGUUCCGGGAUUGGCAGAUCCAGUACCCUGACUGGUUUGAGCAGGAGAAUCUUGGCUCCACUGAUAACCAGGAACUCCCGUCCCUGGAUGAAGAAGCAUUUGAUGAGCCCCUGCUGCCCUCAGGGGGCGGCAUCAUCCGUCAGCGGCCACUGGUGCGAGAGCCUGCCUCCCCGGGCUGUCUGGCUGUGGAUCUGCUCCUUGGGGAGGAAGGAAGGGGGAUGACAAGGCUGGAAGCUCAGGUGCAGCCCCAGAGGCCUCUGGCAACCCCCCUUCAAACACAAGUGUUUCCGUUGGAAACGGUCCCUCCAGCUCAAGCCAUAGUGCCUGUCCCACACUGCAUGGUUCAGAGUAGAGUGACCAGCCACGUGACCUUGGUGGAGCCAGGUGAGGCCUGCCCUCUGCUGGAAGCCCGUGGCCCUCAGCGGAACUGCAUCCUCUUCCUCCCGCAGCAAGCAGAGGACCCGCCUCUCGGCAGCAGCCCCACAGCACCACCCAGCCUCCCCCUGGAUGAUGCCGGGGUCCUAGCUGGGAGCUUGCCUUUCUCCUUCUUCCAACAGCACCUGAGCUGCCAAGCCCAGGCACUGUGUGUGAGCCCGACGGCGGGCCUCACACGCCCCCAGGUCCCCUCUGAGGAGGAGCAGUCGGACCAGGGCUAUAUCUCCAGGAGCUGUCCACAGCCCCCCGAAGGGUUUAUGGAAGAGGGAGAAGGAAAGCCAACCGAGAUGCUGUCCCCCGAGGACCUGGAGCGCCUCAGGAGUCUCCAGCAUCAGCUCUUCUUCCAAGAGCUUCAGAGGAACUCUGGCUUGGCCAUCCAAAUGGACCAGCCAGAGAGAAGAGGACAGAGCUCAGCGAGCCAUCGCCUCUGCAUCUCUGCAUCUCUGCAGUGCCCACUGAGCCUUUGUGUGAACCUGGCUGGACCACCCCGCCAGCUCAAGACCAAAACCAUGCUGCCUCCCUGGACCAGUGUGUCCACCGCGAAGAAGAAAGUUGCCAAGGUGUGCCUGUAA
Molecule: messenger RNA, 2694 nt
Organism: Sorex fumeus (smoky shrew)
Lineage: Eukaryota; Metazoa; Chordata; Mammalia; Eulipotyphla; Soricidae
Gene: IL17RA
Product: interleukin 17 receptor A
Exons: 14
Coding region: 1-2694 (897 amino acids)
Molecular function (GO): interleukin-17 receptor activity
Source: RefSeq, a predicted model, not a curated record